This is a messenger RNA of Brachypodium distachyon (stiff brome), 1565 nucleotides long. RefSeq lists its product as uncharacterized. The transcript is spliced from 5 exons. The coding region runs from base 208 to 1323 and encodes 371 amino acids. The record is from RefSeq and is a predicted model, not a curated record. NCBI's taxonomy places the organism in Eukaryota, Viridiplantae, Streptophyta, Magnoliopsida, Poales, Poaceae.
CACCCUGUUCAUCAUUGUUCUCAAAAAAAAAAAAUCACCCUGUGCGAGUACGAAUCGGCCCAAGCUGGCUCUCCAAAUCGACAACGCUCCGUCAAGAAACUCUCCAAAUCGACAACGGUGGGAGUCGACAACAGGCAGAAGAGCGAGAAGUUUUUUCUAAAAAAACAAAAAGAAGAGCGAGAAGCUAGCGGCGGCGGAUUUGGGGACAUGUCACAACCGGACACAGCACACACGGCGGAGGAGCAGAAUAUGGAGCGGUUAUUGGAGGAGCCUGCAGAACCAGCGCUCACAUGGGAGGACCCAGAGCUCACGGCACAGGAGAAGGUGCUGCACGGUCUCCACCUUGUUGAAUUUUUUGCGGGCAACAUCACUGAGUACGACCCUAAGCGUGAAGAUUUCAUUUAUACCCGCUUCUGCAGCUUCAACUUAGCCUUCUUCGACCUCAAUGAAGAAUCUACGGCUAUGCAUGGGCCGCCGUUGGAGGAGCUACUCAUGUCCGAGAUGCAUCUAAUGCCGAGCUCAUCGGUUAAUAUCAUUUCGUUGAAGAUAAUUGAAUCGGAUGUGGGCUACCCGGUCGACGUGUUUGGAACUGUUAUUGCAAGGGAUGAGGUCGACUACAAGUGUGUCUAUCUCUUCCGUCGUGGAAGGAAUGAUUCCCAACGCAUCUGUUCGCCGGAGGACAUGUUAACUUUGACAGUUCCACGUCGAGGGUUUGGUGUAACAGACACAAUGAUUUUUGAGAUAAACCUAAAGAUCAGGGGUGACACAUCUGUCGAUGACAAAGAUUUUAGUAAAGGUGUAAUUGAACACUGUUCUGUCCAACAUUUUACAAGCAUGCGACCCGUGGCUCACCUCCUAACUAGCUGGCGGAGCACGGUGGAAUUGUUGUGCUCGCAAGUUGCAUGGCCCGUGGGAGCGACCAUUAAAGUCAAUAUUAUGAAUGGACCGUGUGAUGUCCCUUUCAACGGCAAAAUAUCUGCUUGGACUGUUGGAAAUGUUCAUCAUCACAUCAUUCUAUACGAAUACAAUGGUAGAACUGGAACGUGCAGUCCGGCAUUAAUUGAACACGAUGGCUCUAUUGUGUUAGCCCGGAGUUUCGUAGCUGUUCCCGUACCAUCGUUGGAUAACAUGCAUCAUUUACAAGAAGAUGAAGAGGAAGAAGAAGAUAUUGUUCUCUAUGUUUGUUUCAUUAGUGGCAGUAACGAGGAUGAACGCACGAUUGUCACGCUACGAUUCCCUGAAGAGGAGACGGUUUGCAACAACGGUUACUAUGAGCUGCGGGUGAAGGUUUCUUGGACAACUAUCUAUUACAAUAUAUAUUAAAUUGGAAUCGGUGGUGAUGGGUGGGCGCCGUUGGUCAUCCAAUCGAAAAACCAAUGUCCAGAUUUCGUCUCCACCGGCUCGUGCUUGAUACACUUUCCGUUGUUCCGUAGCAUCGCACGGGUUUUUUUGCUAGUCCUUGAUAGUUUGCCAAGGAGCGGUAGGUCUAUUCUGGAAAGGUUCAAUUGUGUGCCAAAACGACCACGAGGGCCAAUGAUUCCACUGUAUGGUUUCAGCAAUUUCAA